Molecule: messenger RNA, 1922 nt
Organism: Oncorhynchus tshawytscha (Chinook salmon)
Lineage: Eukaryota; Metazoa; Chordata; Actinopteri; Salmoniformes; Salmonidae
Product: CD276 antigen
Exons: 4
Coding region: 378-905 (175 amino acids)
Biological process (GO): cell surface receptor signaling pathway; positive regulation of T cell proliferation; immune response
Cellular component (GO): external side of plasma membrane
Source: RefSeq, a predicted model, not a curated record
UAAUCGGGCAACCAGUAAAAUGCUACAUAGUCAGACAGAUUCACUGAGUUGUUCAGACAUUAUCUGCUGGCCUUGCAAUCUAUCCAUGACAUUUUGCUUUAGCACAGUCACUGCCUUGUCGUGCAAACCAAGCUCAGUCACAACUUCACAAGGAGGGAGAGUUUGUCUAGAGCAGAAAGGCCCUAUCUAAUCUGUAAAUGUUUCACAUUGCAGUACUUUGCCCUACAAUUAUUUGGCCAAUAGUAAAAAAAAAAAAACUGGAAUGACAAGCGCAGGUACUGUAUUCUUUACAAUCCAUUAAGAGGGAGAGGAGUUUGUUUCCACAACGAUAAACCUGUGGUCUGAUCUCCAUGGAGAUGGCCUAGGUUCUGGUUUCCAUGACAUUAAGGGGUCUGAUGUUGGUGGUGAUUCUGCUGUGGACUGUCACACCCACAGAUGGGGGAGAGGAUUGUGUCCUGCCCUGCAGCUUCCUGCCUGGCAGUGAGGAACUCAGCCACUGGCUGAAAGUAGAAGACAAGGACCUGACCGUCCACUCCCACUACAACAGUACAGAUCAGCUCAAACAGCAGAGCCAGCGUUUCAGAGGGAGAACAGCCAUGUUCAAUGACCAGAUCCCCAAAGGAAACGCUUCACUACUGCUGAGAGGGAUCACACUCCAGGACCAGGGCAGAUACAAGUGUUACACCAGCACUAUUAAAGGCAGCAAGGAGUCCUUCAUUAACAUAGCAGUGGAGGCUUCAUUCCACUUGGUGGACAUACAGUUAUCCGAUGACAUCACCUGCAGUUCUACAGCAAAUACAAAUGGUCCAAAUGAAAACAGUCAGAGUGGAAAACCACUUCAGAAUGAAGAAGGAAGAGGGGAAGACAUAGAAAGACAACAAGGUCAGCCACUGCAGACACACUAAGUGCCUCAGACAGAAGAGGGGACAUAGACCCAGGGGAGGACAAAGAGGAAAGGUGACAAUUGGAUACUUUAAGUUGCAAAUAAGCAAUGAUGACAUUUUCACCUACAAAAGGCAAUGGAUCCUUCAGAUCUACAUGGAGUGCCUAGCCAGAGGGUUGUGGCUAUUACAAUACAUUGGGAUAAGUAGUUGAUUUAUUGUGGAACAUAGUUUAAGUUUUAGUUAAAUUUAUUGUGUGUGUGUGUGUGUAGCAGUGUGAUGUUGUUCCCCUAGAUUAUGCACCAAGUUGCACACAAGGACCAAUUCAAAUAGGCCAGGUCAAGAGGGGAUGUUUAUAAUUUGAUAAUAAUAAUUCAGUGUGUUUUUUAAAUUUAAUUACAGCUGCAUAGCUAAUGUUAUUUGUUGUUGUACAAACACUUUUUCAUAUCAAUAUUGUAAAAGUUGUAUAUUUUGGUUUGGCCCAUUAUCUGUAUUUCCGUACCCCCUUAUUGUUCUCUUUUGCCUGACCUUCGGCUUGAAAGGUAUGUUGUCCUUGGCUCCAAAAUUGUUCAAUAUAAAACUGUGGUAAUGUUACAAUGUACUGUUGUGCUACCAUAGGUUUGUUACAAUGUGGACAAUAUAAAGAUUUAUGGUAACAACUUUCACUGAGCUCGCUAACUAGGGUAUCUAUUGUAACUUGUGAGUACUUGGGACAGUGUUUGAGUGAGUGUCCAUGUGCUCACGCAGGUGCCUUAGAGCUGUGAAUGUGCCAAGGGCUAAAAUAUUGUGUGUUGUCUCUUCGUGUGCAGGUAUGUCUUUUAUUUUGUCCGAAUUAUGUUCUAUAUCAUUUUACUUGUAUACUAUGGUGUGCUGUUGUGCACUGAAUGUGUGUACGCAGCAUCUGCUAUUCCUUUUUGGUUCUCUUUUGCCUGACCUUCAGCUAGCAAGGUGCCUGAGAGCUGUGACUGCGCCAAGGGCUAAAAUAUUGUGUUGGCUCUUUGUGUGCAGGGCAAAUAAAAAAUAAUCCAACCAGCAGACAUA